This is a messenger RNA of Brassica napus (rape), 684 nucleotides long. RefSeq names its product rop guanine nucleotide exchange factor 13-like. The record is from RefSeq and is a predicted model, not a curated record. Gene Ontology annotation, molecular function: guanyl-nucleotide exchange factor activity. The transcript is spliced from 2 exons. Lineage: Eukaryota; Viridiplantae; Streptophyta; Magnoliopsida; Brassicales; Brassicaceae. The coding region runs from base 1 to 684 and encodes 227 amino acids.
AUGUUUGAUGCAGAGCAGUUCCUUCUUGAAAUGGAUUUAUCAUCAGAGCACAAGAUACUCGAACUAAAGAACAAAAUCGAAGCUUCGGUUGUGAUAUGGAAGAGAAAGAUAGUGCAGAAAGACAACAAGUCAUCGUCUCCAUUUAGUACCAAUCUGAGUAUGGAGAAGAGACAGCUACUAGAAGAAAGAGCAGCAACCAUCUUGUUUCUUCUCAAACAAGUUUUCCCAGGGAUAUCUCAAUCCACACUUGACAUCAGCAAGAUACAAUUCAACAAAGAUAUAGGGUUAGCUAUAUUGGAGAGUUAUUCAAGAGUUCUUGAAAGCUUGGCGCACACGGUACUGUCAAGAAUAGAAGAUGUUCUUGAAGCUGAUCAGCUAACACAGGAAUCUGAAGUUGCGGUUUGUAAGCGAGAUAUAGUGAAGGAAGCAGAGAGUCCUAAGAAGGAAGAAGAAAAGGACUUUUGUCUUUUGGAGGAGAGACCUAAAAAGAGCAAAUCUACAAUUUCACUGUCACAGGUAAUGCAAUGGAACAUGGAAGACCAUGAGCAACCGAAGAAAGAAAAGAACGAAACACCACGCAAGAAACUGUUGACCAGAGUGUCAAGCAUGAUCAACAAGAAGACUAGUUCUUAUCUUGAAUCUCUUGGAACAACAAAAAGCCCUAAGGCAUGGAGAUACUCUUGA